Punica granatum (pomegranate) is the source of this 3490-nucleotide messenger RNA. NCBI's taxonomy places the organism in Eukaryota, Viridiplantae, Streptophyta, Magnoliopsida, Myrtales, Lythraceae. The record is from RefSeq and is a predicted model, not a curated record.
UUCCUUUGUCUCUCUGUUUCUGAAAACUCGGACGCUGUUAGCGGUUCAAAACUUCAUUUUUAAGCAGCAGAACGGAAACAGGGAAGAAGCCGAAGGAGACGAAGAUAGCCAGCCAUUGCCGUUCGCCGAUCGAGCUCGGGUUCCGUACUCCAAUCCCCUUUCCCGCAGCUGAGGAGGAUUUAGCUCUCCUGUUCCAUUGCGAGGACCCGCUCCGCCCGAUCUCGGGAGAUUCCACUUUCGCCCUCCGGAUCUCUCGUUCUCCCGCCCCGAUGCCUCCUCAGCGGUCCAUCCACUUUGUUGAGGGGUGAAAUUUCUUUGGAAAAUUCCCACCAUGAGCUUCCAUAGAGACGAAAGGUCAGGCACAAAUGGGGGAUUUCCCACCUCAAAUGGAACCCAUGAGGGAGGCGUCGACCGUACAGAUAGUUUUGACAACAAUUUAGAAGAGUCCUUAGCAGGUUCAGGACCUGAUUCUGGAAAGAAGUUUCAUGAAGUUUUCCAAUUAAAGCAUGGACUAUAUGCUGAUCAAGCGGGUGCAAAUAUCAUUGAAUUGGUCAAAUCGAGUGGUUUAGAUAAUGCUCCGACUCAUUCACUUUUUGGUGUAGUAAACCGGAUUUUGGAUGAGAGCAUGGAUAGAAAGAAUGGCGACAUUUCCAAUCAUAUUGCCUUCAUAUUGAGGGAAGUCCUCCAAAUAAUUGAGCAGCGGAUGUCCGUUCAAGUGGAGAACUUCAGAAAUCAAAGCAAUCUUUACAGAGCUCGGGAAGAGAAGUUCAAUUCAAGAAUCAAAGUGCUUGAAACACUUGCAAAGGGGACUAGUGAAGAGAAUGAGAUUUCCGUGAGGAACCUGCAGCAAAUAAAGAGUGAGAAGAUAAGAAUUGAAGAAAAGAGGAAACUUGGGGAAUUAAAUAUUCUCAAAAUGCGGAAAGAGAAGGAUGAUGCAUAUGCUGAAGUUUCAAGUUUUAAGCAGGAAUUUGAGAUGACUAAAUCAAUAUAUGAAAAACAUUGCAUGCAAAUAGAAGAGGAGACUAGGGAAGCCAAACUUCAGUUAGAAAAGGAGUUGAAGGAACUUGAAUGUGAACUGGAUGGUUCUCGAAAAAAGGUUGCUCAACUUGAGGAGUUUUCUGAAUCUAAAUAUCGGAGAUGGAAAAAGAAGGAAAUCAAAUACCAGCGCUUUGUUGACUUUCAGUUUGGAGCUCUACAGGACCUAAGGGCAGCUUCUGUUUUGAUGAAAAAUGAAGUUUUGAAAACAAGGAGGAGGCAUGCUGAGGAACUGAACUAUCUGGGAGGGAAGCUGAAGGGACUUGUAGAUGCUGCUCAAAAUUACCAUGCAGUUCUUGCAGAGAACAGGAGAUUGUACAAUGAGGUUCAGGAUUUGAAAGGAAAUAUUAGAGUAUACUGCAGAAUUAGGCCAUUCCUCCCAGGUCAGAGUAUGAAGCAGACUACGAUAGAGUAUAUUGGUGAAAACGGGGAGCUGGUGGUUGCAAAUCCCACAAAAAAUGGAAAAGAGAACCACAGGCUCUUUAAGUUUAAUAAGGUUUUUGGCCCAGCUGCCACUCAAGAGGACGUCUUUCUGGACACUCAACCAUUAAUUCGCUCAGUGUUGGAUGGAUAUAAUGUGUGCAUCUUUGCCUAUGGUCAAACUGGUUCGGGGAAGACAUAUACGAUGAGUGGACCUAGUGUGAUGUCACAAGAGGACUGGGGUGUCAAUUAUCGAGCACUGAAUGACCUAUUCCAAAUUGCUCAAAGCAGGGGUGGUUCUAUUAUCUAUGAAGUUGCCGUCCAAAUGGUUGAAAUUUACAAUGAGCAAGUUCGCGAUUUGCUCUCAACCGAUGGCCCCCAAAAAAGACUUGGGAUUUGGAGUACAGCUCAACCGAAUGGGUUAGCUGUUCCUGAAGCAAGCAUGCACAGUGUGAAGACAACUGCAGAUGUCUUAGAACUGAUGCAUAUUGGCUUGACUAAUCGAGCUGUAGGUGCCACUGCAUUAAAUGAAAGAAGCAGCAGAUCCCAUAGUGUUUUAACUGUUCAUGUCCGAGGCACUGAUUUGGAGACCAAUGCUGUGUUACGCGGUAAUCUUCAUUUGAUUGAUCUUGCUGGAAGUGAACGGGUGGAUCGUUCGGAAGCAACUGGAGACAGGCUUCGAGAGGCACAGCAUAUAAAUAAAUCACUUUCAGCUCUUGGAGAUGUUAUCUUUGCUCUAGCUCAAAAGAAUUCACACGUACCAUAUAGAAACAGCAAACUGACCCAAGUUCUUCAAAGUUCUUUAGGCGGUCAAGCAAAGACUCUCAUGUUUGUGCAGCUUAAUCCUGAUGUUGAUUCUUAUUCAGAAACGAUAAGUACCUUGAAAUUUGCUGAGAGGGUGUCUGGUGUUGAAUUGGGUGCUGCUCGGAGCAACAAAGAGGGAAGAGAAGUUAGAGAACUCAUGGAACAGGUUGCAUCCCUCAAGGACACAAUUGCUAAGAAAGAUGGGGAGAUUGAGCGUCUGCUGUCUGUCAAGCCUAGUGCAAAUGGUGACAGACGUGCAAAUGGUGACAGGCGUCUAACGAGUUCCCUUAGAUAUGGGUCUUCAUCCCCUAGGAGACAUUCAAUUGGGACACCUCAACAACCCCAAAGAAUUGCAGGUAGCAGAAUCUCGGGAAUGAGUGACAAGGCAGCUUCUGAUGGAGACAACUGUUCAGAAUACAGUGACAAACAUUCGGAAGCUGGAUCACAGCAAUCAGUUGAUGAACCGAAGCAUCAAAGGGAGUUGUUUUAUCUUCCAUCUAAGCUUUCUUCCAAGGAUAUCGGCCCAAGUGUAGAUGAUGAUGUGGAGCUUCUGGGCUUGGGCGAUGGAGAUUCUGAGGAGAGACUGAGUGAUAUAUCUGAUGGUGGGCUUUCAAUGGGCACGGAAACUGAUGGAUCUGUCUCCAGCAUUGUGGAAUACACUCUAUUUCCUGAAACUACAAAACCACCCGAGAAAUCUGAGAACUCAGAGAAAUCGAUUCCUCCAUCGAAACUUCCGAAGCCGCCCCAACAGAAGCUGCUGCUACAGCAGACAAAAACAUCCCGACUGACUAGAAGCGCUCCCAAGAUCUCAUCAAGUGCUAGGAAAACUGUAGCAGGCAGCUCCUCUUCGGUCAAGCCCACCAAACGGUGGCAGUAAAUAAUGCAGCGGUUAGAUGACUUUAAAAAAACCUUUUAGGGUAUUUAGACGUUAACCCCAAUUCUGUGAUGCUCCUUCCUCUAUCCUUUGUAUUGGAAGAGGAAAGUGGAAGCAUUUCUCGUCUGUAAUGUAAUUUGUGUAGCGUCAUCGGGUAUUACUUGCUGGGUUCUAACCUAGGCAAUUUGCAGUACUCUGUGCGCUGAUUUGGUGUAUUAUUGAGCACGAGAAGCUCGUCGAUACUCUUGGCAGUUCACGGAUUUGUAAUGAAUUAGAGAAGCUACCCUUUCAUAUUUGCUGGGCCUGAUCCGAACCCGAAAAGACAACGGAUCAAUGAAGUUAAGUGAAUUUGGCAAA